AAAGGAUCUUCUUUAAGAAGUAAUUUUUAGAAGUGAAAUCAAACAGCUACAUUCGACUUAGAAAACCUCUGCCCCAACAACCGAGAGGCAUCAAUCGACACAGUCACACAGUGUUCUCCGUUUUUCAUCCAUACUCAGCUAUUCUUAAUCGUGUUCAGGCAAAAUGAAGAAGUAUGGUCUGCAACUUAGAGUUCAACCAUCACAGCAGAAGAAGCAGCCAAAAAGACCUCCUCUUGCCCCUCCUCCUGGCUUCAAUGAUGAUGAUGAUGAUGAUGUUGAAAAGGAGAUUGCUCGUCAUGCCACCAGGAAUAAGUCUCUAAAGGAUAUUGAAGAACAGCAGAAGAAAGCUUUGGAGGAAGACCCUUCAAUAUUUGACUAUGAUGGUGUAUAUGAUUCAAUGAAAGAGAAGAUUGCCCGACCUCGUGAAGAAGAUUGCAAAGAGAGAAAGUCUAAAUAUAUUCAAGUACUGAUGGAGAAAGCUAAAGAACGUGAAAGAGAGCAUGAGAUAAUUUAUGAGAGAAAACUUGUUAAAGAGAGAAGCAAAGACGAUCACCUAUAUUCAGACAAGGAUAAAUUUGUUACAAGUGCAUACAAGAGAAAACUUGCGGAACAAGCUAAAUGGUUGGAGGAAGAACGGUUGCGUGAACUUCGCGAGGAAAAAGAGGAUGUUACCAAGAAGAAAGACAUGACUGAUUUCUACUUCAACCUUUCAAACAAUGUUGCUUUUGGUGCCAAAACUGCUGAAUCAAGAAAUCCAGAGAAGCAAGAAGAAAAAGGGACUGCUGAUAUCUCAGAGAGAGUACUCCCAAAAACCAACUUGCCAACAAAAACUGCUGACUUAGCAAGGCAGAAAGAGCAGUAUCAUGCUGAGACGUCUCACUCUGAGAAGUUGGAAUCUUCAGACAGGAUACCAGAGACAGAUACUAUCCCAAAAGAAAAUAUUGUAGCUGAACAAUCAUUAGCUGAUGAACCAAAACGGGACCAUCAUAAAAGAAGUGAAGAUGCAUUGGCUGCAGCUAAAGAGCGGUUUUUGGCGCGUAAGAGAGCAAAAGAACAAUAAGUAAGAUGCUAUACCAGUCUCUUUCUUUUAUCUGUUGUAGCAUGUCAUGAAUGAUAUAUUAAAAAGAUAUGAAAAAGAUCUUCUUUGCUAACUUCUUGGUUGGGCUCUCAAAGUAUGUUUUUUGUUUUUUUUUUCUCUGGAUCUAGUUGUUAGAGAUGUUUGGACACAUUUUUCUUACCAAAAUAAUGAUAAUAUUAAUUGUUUGAGGCCAAUAUUGGGAAACCA
Messenger RNA from Nelumbo nucifera (sacred lotus), 1285 nucleotides. RefSeq lists its product as uncharacterized. NCBI's taxonomy places the organism in Eukaryota, Viridiplantae, Streptophyta, Magnoliopsida, Proteales, Nelumbonaceae. The record is from RefSeq and is a predicted model, not a curated record. Gene Ontology annotation, biological process: regulation of alternative mRNA splicing, via spliceosome.